Mytilus trossulus (common blue mussel) is the source of this 2049-nucleotide messenger RNA. RefSeq lists its product as uncharacterized. The transcript is spliced from 3 exons. The record is from RefSeq and is a predicted model, not a curated record. Lineage: Eukaryota; Metazoa; Mollusca; Bivalvia; Mytilida; Mytilidae. Bases 1 to 2049 code for a protein of 682 amino acids.
AUGGCCGAAAGUAGAGGUCCAGGAUACUGGAAAUUAAAUAAUUCUAUUUUAGAAGAAAAUGAAUAUUGCAAUAUGUCAGCAAUGCAGGACAGAAUUCAUGAAAAAUACAAAUGCGAUUUUGAUCAUGUUUUUGAAAGUUUGUGGAAAGGUCUAAUAUAUUUGUCGGCAUUUAUACAGAGCUUGAAUGUAAUAACUAGAGGGAGAUCUCAAGAUGAUUACAACUACAUAGCUGAUAUACUGUAUCCCUUGAUUGAAGAGGCAAAAACUAAAUUUGAUGGAAUGACGAUAAACGCUGAAGGCUUAUUACAACAGAUAAACUCAGAUUUCGAGCAAUGCGUGGUUGAUUUGAAGAUUAAGAAUGACAUGUUAAAGAACAUAGUUUCGCAUCUCAAUGAAUUGGAGAAGGAGUUAGAAGGGGCACAAAAAUGUGUAGACAAUGCCGAGCAUCAAUGCAGGAUAAAAAGAGAACAUUUAUCAGCUGCAGAAAACGCACUAUCAAAUGCUAAACGUAAGCUCGAAGUCGCUAAGAGAAACCAGAUUAAAACCGUUGUUGCUGGUGUAGCAACUACAGUAGCCUCAUUUUUCGCUUCACUAUUUGUUCCACCCUUGGGUAUAGCUGGUAUGGCAGCCGGAAUCAGCACAGGAAUAUACGGUGUCACAUUCCUUCAUAAAACAGUUUCGACGUGUUUAAAUAAUUUAAAAGCUGCUCAAAGUGAAGUGCAAUCGAGUGAAUCUGCACUGGAAAGGGCAAGAAAUCCUAAAACUGAGGUUGAAAACAAGCUGAACAUGGCAAACAAAAAAAAACAGCAAAUAAAGACCCAAAUGGAAGAACUGUUGACUUUUGUCUUUUAUAAAUUCUAUACACUGCUUGAUGAAACAAACUAUAUGAAAACUCUUUGCAGUGGUGAGGAAAGUCUUCAACUAGCUUCCCAUGUGUUGCAACUUUUGUUUUUAGGACAUACAGGUUUCAGGUUCCCUUUUGCACAUUAUCCGACGACACAAGUCACUCCAUCUGAAAUGCUUUUAAUAUUUUGGCAAUCAGUAAAAAUGCUAGGAUUGUUUGGUUUCACAGUAACAUAUGUUAGUCUUGAUGGUGCUCAAUACAACAGAGACUUCAUGAAGAUAUUAAUUGAUGGUAAGACAUCAGAAACAAUGUUUUCAAUGAGUAUUAAGAACAUAUAUGACAGUUCAAAACCAAAUAUACAUGUUAUAAUGGACUAUUCCCAUGUUAUGAAAAAAAUUCGGAACAACAUAUCUAAAAGCGGUCUUCUCAAUACUCACAAAAAAGUAUUAAAAUUUGAAUCAAAUCAUAUUUUUUGGGAGCACUGGUACAAGGCAUACCAAUGGGACAUAGCUGUGAACCCAUUCAAAAUUUAUCAGCAGUUAACUAUGGAACACUUUUUUCUCACAUCUCAAUCAAAGAUGCGGAAUAAACUAGCUGAGGAUGUUUUAAAUGAAAAUAUGCUUCAUUUAAUGCAAUGCUACCAAACUUCACUGAAAGAAAAAGGAGACGAGCUAAACAGUAGCAUUGAAUUUCUAAAAAAAACUUCUGUACUUGCAAAAAAAUUUAGGGAUCAACGUCCCAUAUGUCAGUAUUCUGAUAAAAGACUUGAUGAGAACAGAGAGGUCCUGAAUUGGUUCAGAGCUUGGGAGGCUAAUUUUAAGCAAAGUACUGAAAUCAAAGAUAAAGAGAAGUGCCUAUUAUCAUUUCAAACAAGGGAGGAUCUUACCUCACUUCUGGUGGGUUUUGAUGAAAUGUGUAAAGAUAGAUUUCAACGCAUAUCCUCAUCAAUUAUUCCACAUCGAAUUAACAGUGAUGUUUUAGAAAACAUAUUUUCUCAACAAAGGGGUCUACACAAUGGAGCAAAUACCAAUCCUAUUUACCUAACAUACAGUAGAACCAUGAACACUAUUAUACUUGGUGAAGGUUCAAUAUCAAGAAAAUCAAAUACAGGUGGACUGUCAAACUGUACCACGACAAACAUCUAUACAACUGGAACUUCCAAGGAGACAUGUAGCGAGCCCUGCAAGAAAAUCAGGAAACAAUAA